Messenger RNA from Merops nubicus (carmine bee-eater), 1229 nucleotides. RefSeq names its product ribosomal protein L4 (gene RPL4). The transcript is spliced from 9 exons. Gene Ontology annotation, cellular component: ribosome; cytosolic large ribosomal subunit. The record is from RefSeq and is a predicted model, not a curated record. The annotation marks the transcript as partial. NCBI's taxonomy places the organism in Eukaryota, Metazoa, Chordata, Aves, Coraciiformes, Meropidae. Gene Ontology annotation, molecular function: structural constituent of ribosome; RNA binding. Gene Ontology annotation, biological process: translation.
CGUCCAGCGACAGUUGCCUGCUGUCGGUGUGCUGGCGCUGCCGGGCUGGAGACCCUUUCGUUCUGAGCAACGCCCGGCGUGUUCGAGCGCCAGGGGUUUGCCUGAGCUGUGCUGAAGAGUUUCUCCCCACCCAGGCUUGCGCUCGGCCGCUAAUCUCCGUGUACUCGGAGAAGGGGGAGGCCUCGGGGAAGAACGUGACGCUGCCGGCCGUGUUCAAGGCCCCCAUCCGCCCCGACAUCGUCAACUUCGUGCACACCAACCUGCGCAAGAACAACCGGCAGCCCUACGCCGUCAGCGAGCUGGCAGGUCAUCAGACCAGUGCCGAGUCCUGGGGCACUGGGAGAGCUGUCGCUCGUAUCCCCCGAGUGCGGGGUGGUGGGACUCACCGCUCAGGCCAGGGGGCCUUUGGGAACAUGUGUCGCGGGGGCCGCAUGUUCGCCCCCACCAAGACCUGGCGCCGCUGGCACCGCCGGGUGAACACCACUCAGAAGCGUUACGCCAUCUGCUCCGCCCUGGCCGCCUCCGCGCUGCCGGCCCUCGUCAUGUCCAAAGGCCACCGCAUUGAGGAGAUCCCAGAAAUUCCUCUGGUUGUUGAAGACAAAGUUGAAAGUUACAAGAAAACCAAGGAAGCCGUUCUGCUUCUUAAGAAGCUUAAAGCUUGGAACGACAUCAAAAAGGUUUAUGCCUCCCAGCGUAUGCGGGCUGGGAAGGGCAAGAUGAGGAACCGCCGUCGCAUCCAGCGCAGGGGACCCUGCAUCAUCUACAACGAGGACAACGGGAUCAUCAGAGCCUUCCGCAACAUCCCAGGAAUCACUCUUCUGGAUGUGAAGAAGCUGAACCUGCUGAGACUGGCUCCCGGGGGGCACGUUGGCCGUUUCUGCAUCUGGACAGAGAGCGCGUUCCGGAAGCUGGACGACCUGUAUGGCACCUGGCGCAAAGCCGCCACGCUGAAGAGUGACUACAACCUGCCGAUGCACAAGAUGACCAACACCGACAUUGGGAGAAUCAUGAGGAGCCAGGAGAUCCAGAAGGCACUGCGUGCUCCCAAGAAGAAGAUUCGCCGUAGGGUCCUGAAGAAGAACCCACUGAAGAAUCUGAGAAUCAUGAUCAAGUUGAACCCCUACGCCAAAACCAUGCGCCGCAACACCAUCCUGCGCCACGCCCAGAACCACAAACUUAAGGAGGAGAAGAAGGAGAAGGCCAAGGCCAAGCUGGCCGCCAAGCCCCCG